AUGGAGAAUGAUGUCAAUUACACACAUGACAGUGUCAACACUAUUGAAGUGGGUGUUGCUUCCAUAACCCACAAUAGAUGCUUCACUGAUGGUUUCUGUAUCCUUUACCUGGUGGUCAACAUUGUCACCUUCCUGGUUGGGGUUCUUGGGAACGGCCUGGUCAUCUGGAUCACUGUUCUCAAGAUGAAGAAGACGGUCAACACCACCUGGUACCUCAGCCUGGCCGUGUCCGACUUCAUAUUCUAUGUUGCCUUUCUACCCUUUAACAUUGUCCGCAUUGUUACAGAGGAGUGCAUCUUUGGGCCUUUCAUUUGUCACUUCACAUUUCCUCUGAUAUACAUCAGCUUGUUCAGCAGCGUCUUCCUCCUGGUCAUCAUCAGUGUUGAUCACUGUGUGUUGGUGGUGUUUCCAGUCUGGGCUCAGACCAUUCGUACCGUUAACAAGGCCUCUGUUGUGGUGGUCCUGGCCUGGGUUUUGUCUAUUGCCCUCAGCACACGCUAUAUAUUUGCAGGUGAAACACACAACUACAAGAUGAAAGUGGUGGGUCUGUUCAUAGGUGGCUUUGCAAUGCCCUUUCUUAUCAUCAUGUUCUGUUACUCUGUUAUCAUCCUGCAACUGAGAACAAGACGAAUGAUGAACGUAUCCUCCAAGUCCCUCAGAGUAAUGACUGUCCUGAUAGUCAUGUUCUUCAUCUCCUGGCUGCCCUUCCAUGUCUUCAUACUGUUAGAAAAAAACCACCAAAACUACAACCUGGAAAUCUUAAGAACUGGACUUAUAGUGGGAAUAACAUUUUCCACAGUCAAUAGUUUCCUCAGACCAGUGUUGUAUGUUUGCAUGGGGAAUAACAUCCCAACGACACUCAAGAGGUCCAUAGUUGGUAGGAUUGAGAAUGUCCUUGGAGAGGAAGACCCCCCCACCACCAGCCAUGAAACAUCCUCACAUCUCUAA
Esox lucius (northern pike) is the source of this 948-nucleotide messenger RNA. RefSeq names its product formyl peptide receptor-related sequence 6-like. Bases 1 to 948 code for a protein of 315 amino acids. The record is from RefSeq and is a predicted model, not a curated record. Lineage: Eukaryota; Metazoa; Chordata; Actinopteri; Esociformes; Esocidae. The transcript has a single exon. Gene Ontology annotation, cellular component: plasma membrane. Gene Ontology annotation, biological process: chemotaxis; complement receptor mediated signaling pathway; inflammatory response. Gene Ontology annotation, molecular function: G protein-coupled receptor activity; complement receptor activity.